GGUUCACUGUUACCUACCACUUACCUACCCUCGAUCACCAUGCAGUGGAGCUGGGCUUAUAGGUCACUGACUGUAGUGUUGUUUACAGCUGCAUCGAACGCUAUUCUGUGGUCGCCAUCACCGGAAGUGGAAAACAUCACGGCAUGCGUAGGAGAUGACGUGUCAUUCCCAUGGUCCUUCACUACGAGCCCGUCUGAGACUGUCAUCGACAUCACGUGGUUUCUGGAGAAUGGCGGCAACAGGACUCCCUUUGCUAGCCUCAUCAGCGACGAGUUUUUCUCGUUGUCAAGGCAACACGUGCAGUUCGUGCCCAACGCCGGUUUCCUGUUACAGAAUGCGACUGUCAACGACACCGGACUGUAUUCGUUACACAUAGACACGGUCAACGGCACUGGUCACGUGACAACAAGCAAUCGCUCAGCUUUUCUAGAAGUUUGGGCUCCUCCGGUUCUGUUUGGGGGACAACUCGUAGCCCGUCAUCGCGCGGCUCCUGUGAGGGAUGACGUCACAGGAACGUGGCACGUGACUCUGGAAUGCGGACAGUUCACAGACCGGGGUCAACCACCGGUCGUCGUCGAAUGGAGGACACCGUCUGGAGCUGUUCACAAGGAUGCCGUUUACCAGGGAGGCUACUACCUGCUCCCCCUGCAAUCGGUGGAGACGGGCAACUACAUUUGCACUCUUUCUCACGAGAAUCAGUCAAGGCGUUGUCUUGGCAACGAUCACGAAGUGGAAGGAGUUGCCAGCGUGUACAUAGCUGACGUCACGGCAGAAGUGGCCAUGCUGAAGGCAAAUCAAAGUGAGUUAAUCAACGAAAACCAAGAACUGAGGUCCCAGGUCCAGAACCUCACAGACAGAUUAAACCAUAUUGAGCAGCUGCUUGAUGAUCACCUGACUUACACUCAAGAUGUCGCUCAUCAUCCGUCUAGUUGUGUAGAUGUCAAAGUCUAUGACAGCCAGAGCGGGGUUCACACCAUUUUCGUAGGAAGACUGAACAUGUCGGUCUACUGUGAUCAGGUCACUGAUGGAGGAGGCUGGACGGUGUUUCAGCGGCGACAGGACGGUUCUCUUAAUUUUUCUCGAAACUGGACUGAGUAUGUACAUGGCUUUGGAGACUUAAACGGGGAAUUCUGGAUUGGUUUGGAAAACCUGCGUGCUCUGACGUCAUCGAAGCAGAACGAGCUGCGCGUGGACCUGGAAGCCGUUAACGGGACCCGAGCCUACGCCCUGUACAGAGGGUUUAGGUCUGGCGACACCACCAACAAUUAUUUCCUCCACUUCGACUCUUUUGUCAACGGAACUGCAGGUGACAGUCUGACACCCAACAGAGAAGAAAUGUUUUCCACACACGAUCAUGUCAACGUGGCCAACCUGACUACAACCAUUCACGGGGGAUGGUGGUACACUCCUUCUGGGGAAUCGAACCUUAACGGUGUCUACACACUGAAUUCUACAACAACCAAUGACACAAUAUUUUGGAACACUUUUCAAGGAAAUGAAACUUCUCUAAAACGGACUGAAAUGAAAAUACGACCGUUUGAACGAAACCUUUGAAUGUCACUGCUUGUAAGCUGUUCUCUUCUUAAAACUGAUAAUUGUUUGCUUAUUUUAUUUAUUUAUUUUUGUGUACGCGCACUGUAUUUAUAGUUCAGUUUCUAGCCAUAUAUUAAAUUCAGACAAAUUUUUAAACUGUCAAAUUUGACAAUCAUUUUUUAAAAUUUUCAAACAAUACAAGGACUGACAUUAAUUAAGUUGUAGGAAAUUUUACAGCAACACUUUCUAGCUAAGGUAUUUUUGUUGUUUUGUAUAUUUGUUUCCUUUCUUGAAAUUUUUUUUCUCAAGUCGAUCUUUAUUCGUUCAGCAGCUUAAUUUUUGUUCUCAUUGAAUUUUAGUCACAAAAUCCGUAAAACGAUUUAUAAAAUGACAUGGAAAAGAUUUCGUUAGUAUUUAUAGGGCUGGCGGCCAUGAAUUGUCUUUGAGACAAUGAAGAUGUUUGCAUGGCAAACGAAUCCGAUUAUUCAAUAGUUCACACUAUUCAGUUAAUUUUCGAUAACACCGACAUAAUAAAAACACAAGACACGACCAACAUGGAAAUGGCAUCAAAUAAAGUCCAUGUUCAAUUUUGUGGAGUUUGAAAAGCAGACUCCAUAUUGAAGCCGUAUCUUCAAUUUAUAAAGGAAGGAGGGAAGUUGUUGUGAAGUCGCACUUAAAACGAUGAAACUGGAUCACGAGUUUGAAAUAACUUGUUUAAUUUAUUACAGAUUAUUAUCCCCUGUAUCAGUCAGCCUCAUUAUUUUGAUGUGGCUUCCAUGUUAUUUUUAAACGUCACCCUUACAUGCGUCAAAACCGGUUGACGUCAUUUUCUCUUGUGACGUCAGUUUCUAUGACCUUAGCUGAACUCUGACCUACUACUGCUACACCCCAAAAAUGGAAAUAAAAUUUUGUUUACGUUUUUCUCCAAGCAAACCCAGACUUGGGGAAAAUAUGCUGCUUGUCUUUAAAUUCGCUGUAGUACGCGAUGGUUGGGCAGACUUGUGUCAUUGUGUGCUCACCAAUGCCACAAGCGUGAAACCAAACAAACGAAAGUAAAUCUCUAG
Messenger RNA from Pomacea canaliculata, 2597 nucleotides. Its product is annotated as angiopoietin-related protein 7-like. The transcript has 9 exons. Lineage: Eukaryota; Metazoa; Mollusca; Gastropoda; Architaenioglossa; Ampullariidae. Bases 40 to 1554 code for a protein of 504 amino acids. The record is from RefSeq and is a predicted model, not a curated record.